CCCAUGGCCUGGCUGCCUUUGCCUGUCUGAGUCUUUUGAAAUUCCUGCAUGUUCGCCCCAGAUUAAGCCGAGCGUGUCUCAGGAUGUGUGUUCCGUUUUGUUCUUUCCCCUUAACGCUCCUUGUGCAACGUGUCUGGGGGGAGGAGGCUAGGCCGAGGAGGGGAGGGAGGGGCAGAGGCGAGGAGCUGUCCCCCGUGCACGUUUCCAAUCACAUUACGUGAACAAAUAGCGGAGGGGUGGCCGGGCCAGAACGGCUUGUGUAACUUUGCAAAUGUGCCAGAAAGUUUAAAAUCUCUCCUCCUUCCUUCGCUCCAGACACUGCGCGCUCGCCGGGGCCGCCGCGCGCUCUCUGUCGCUUUCCAGAAGGACUAGGAAAGAGGAGAGAGACGGUGCCACGUCCCAGCGGCUGUCUUUACUGGAGAAGGGUUUGCAGCCCACCUUUGGCACUGCUUGGUGGGGACUAAGAUAUUCACGCUCCGUCUGCCUCCUUGGUUGAAGACUCCUCUCACGUGAUUUGAGCCCCGUUUUACUUUCCCCUGAGCUACGUCCUUCUGCAGCGGGGACAGUCCGGCAAAGGGAGCGAUGCGCUUCGCCUGGACCGCGCUCCUGCUCGGGCCACUGCAGCUCUGCACGCUUCUGCGCUGCGCCCCACCGGCCGCCGGCCAGCAGCAGCCCCCUCGGGAGCCGCCGGCGGCCCCGGACGCCUGGAGCCAGAGGAUCCAAUGGGAGAACAACGGGCAGGUGUUCAGCCUGCUGAGCCAGGGCUCGCAGUACCAGCCGCAGCGUAGACGGGACCCGGGCGCCACUGCCCCGGGCGCCGCCCACGCUGCUGCCCCCCAGCCGCGCACGCCGAUCUUGCUGCUCCGCAACAACCGCACGGCACCGACUCGGGCGCGGACCGCGGGCUCUUCUGGAGCCGCCACCGGCCGCCCCAGGCCCGCCGCCCGUCACUGGUUCCAGCCUGGUUACUUGUCGUCGGGGGCCCGCGACUCUGGUGCCUCGCGUACGAAUAACCGGACGGAGCAGGCGGAGCGCCCGGCGCUAGGCAACCUGAGGCCGCCCAGCCGCGUGGACGGCAUGGUGGGCGACGACCCAUACAACCCUUACAAGUACUCCGACGACAACCCCUAUUAUAACUACUAUGAUACGUACGAAAGGCCUCGGCCUGGGAGCAGGUACCGGCCCGGAUACGGCACCGGCUACUUCCAGUACGGUCUCCCGGACCUGGUGCCCGACCCAUACUACAUCCAGGCGUCCACGUACGUGCAAAAGAUCGCCAUGUACAACCUGAGAUGCGCUGCGGAGGAAAACUGCUUGGCCAGCUCGGCAUACAGGGCAGAUGUCAGAGAUUAUGAUCAGAGGGUGCUACUAAGAUUUCCCCAAAGAGUGAAAAACCAAGGCACAUCGGAUUUCUUACCAAGUCGACCAAGAUAUUCCUGGGAAUGGCACAGCUGUCACCAACAUUACCACAGCAUGGAUGAGUUCAGCCACUAUGACCUGCUUGAUGCCAGCACUCAGAGGAGAGUGGCUGAAGGCCACAAAGCAAGUUUCUGUCUUGAGGACACAUCCUGUGACUAUGGCUACCACAGGCGAUUUGCAUGUACUGCACACACACAGGGGUUGAGUCCUGGCUGUUAUGAUACAUAUAACGCAGACAUUGACUGCCAGUGGAUUGAUAUUACAGAUGUACAACCUGGAAACUACAUUCUAAAGGUCAGCGUGAACCCCAGCUACCUGGUGCCUGAGUCAGACUAUUCCAACAAUGUCGUGCGCUGCGACAUCCGCUACACAGGACAUCACGCGUAUGCCUCGGGCUGCACAAUUUCACCGUAUUAAAAAGCAAGCCAAGACUCCCAAUGGAUAAAUCAGUGCCUGGUGUUCUGAAGUGGGGAAAAAAAUAGAUUAACUUCAGUAGGAUUUAUGUAUUUUGCAAACGAAAACAGAAAACAACAAAGGAAUUUUUGUUUGUACUGUUUUAAACCAAAGCACAUAACUGGAUUUUGAACAUUUAAAUCGACAUUUGAAAAAGUUUUAAUAUUAUUAUUCACAUUACUUUGUGAAUUAACAUAAUGUUUCACUUCUGUAGGUGCACACUUGGCUCCUUCAAAGAAAUCCAAAUUUCUUAUGCUCCUUUUGAAAUUAUAGCACAAGAGGGGGAAAUAACAUUUCAAUGAAUGAGCCCAAAUUACUUUGAACUGGGAAUUUUCUAAAGCACUGAAACUUCAGUGACCCACAAGAAUAACUGACUUAUAUAUGUCCUGGCAUAGAUUAAUUUAGAAAUGCGGUUCCUACUGUUUAAAUAGAUAUGGACACAUUUGGUGCUGAGGAAGAAACAAACAUAUUACCAUUGGUGUCAGGAAAUAUUACUAUAUAGCAGAGAAAUGGCAAUAUAUGUAUUCAGAUAGUUACAACCCUAUAUAAAAUUUAUGUUUACAUUUUUAAACUCAUAGGUAAACUCCUUUCUUUCUGUCAAGUGUACAAUUUUAUUCUGACUUAGGUCAGUUUUUGUUUUGGGACGAAUUAAGUAACUGAGCUUCCCAACUCCUGUCUAACAUUUGUUGAUGCUCCCCUGUACUCUUUGACUUUUCUUAUUUUUCAGAGAUAUUUUAAGUGGCAUUCUUAAAAUUACCAUUUUGGGGACUGGUAUACAUAGGACAACUGUGUCAAGGGGAAGUUAUUCUGAUGAUAGAUGGGAUACAUCCAGAGAUAAUAUACAUUUAAGUAUACUGAAUAUUAGCCAAAAAACUUUCCUCACUGCCAUAAAAUAAAUAUCAUAUGAACAAGUCCCUCAAGCCACAACUGUCUCUCGAAUACUUUAAAAAAAAUUAAUGGAAAACAUAUUAGAAUUUUCAACUUUUCUACAUUUUUUUAAUGUUCCGCUUUAAAAAAGAGGAAUGGUAGAAAUUUUAAAUGAUCCAGAAUAGAUGCCAUAAUAUGUAUGGAUACAGGAACCUUAUCGUAGGUCAUCCAGGAAUCAGUCAUACAUGGUUUGUGUGUGUGUGUGUUUGUGUGUGUCUGAAAUAUAAUUCAAAUUCGCAAAGCACAUAGCAUUACAUACUUGAGGGGUUGGUGAAUAAGGGAGAAAAAAAAACUUUCUGCAAAAUCAAGGACUGUGCUGCAUAA
Molecule: messenger RNA, 3123 nt
Organism: Hipposideros armiger (great roundleaf bat)
Lineage: Eukaryota; Metazoa; Chordata; Mammalia; Chiroptera; Hipposideridae
Gene: LOX
Product: lysyl oxidase
Exons: 7
Coding region: 583-1836 (417 amino acids)
Biological process (GO): peptidyl-lysine oxidation; collagen fibril organization
Molecular function (GO): copper ion binding; protein-lysine 6-oxidase activity
Source: RefSeq, a predicted model, not a curated record